Halteromyces radiatus is the source of this 1589-nucleotide messenger RNA. Its product is annotated as tubulin alpha-1 chain. Gene Ontology annotation, molecular function: GTP binding; structural constituent of cytoskeleton. The coding region runs from base 50 to 1423 and encodes 457 amino acids. Gene Ontology annotation, biological process: mitotic cell cycle; microtubule cytoskeleton organization; nuclear division. The record is from RefSeq and is a predicted model, not a curated record. The transcript has 10 exons. NCBI's taxonomy places the organism in Eukaryota, Fungi, Mucoromycota, Mucoromycetes, Mucorales, Cunninghamellaceae. Gene Ontology annotation, cellular component: nucleus; spindle; cytoplasm.
CUUCUUUUCUUCUUUCUUUUCAAAAAACCAAACACAAAAAAAAUACAAUAUGAGAGAAAUCAUUUCUGUUCACGUUGGUCAAGCUGGUGUCCAAAUUGGUAACGCUUGUUGGGAAUUGUACUGUGCUGAACAUGGUAUUCAACCUGAUGGUCGUUUACCUGAAGGUAGUGCCAUUGCUGAUCACUCUUUUGAAACUUUCUUUUCUGAAACUGGUAAUGGUAAAUAUGUUCCUCGUACUGUUAUGGUAGAUUUGGAACCUUCUGUGGUCGAUGAAGUUCGUACCGGUGCUUAUCGUCAAUUAUUCCAUCCUGAACAAUUGAUUUCUGGUAAAGAAGAUGCUGCUAAUAAUUAUGCUCGUGGUCACUAUACUGUUGGAAAAGAAAUGGUGGAUUCUGUUUUGGAUCGUAUCCGAAAAUUGGCUGAUAAUUGUACUGGUCUUCAAGGUUUUCUUGUUUUCCACUCUUUUGGUGGUGGUACUGGUUCUGGUUUUGGUUCUCUCUUGAUGGAACGUUUAUCUAUGGAUUAUGGCAAAAAAUCAAAACUUGAAUUCUCUGUUUAUCCUGCUCCUCAAGUAUCUACCUCUGUUGUUGAACCUUAUAACUCUAUCUUGACUACUCAUACUACUUUAGAACAUUCUGAUGUCUCUUUCAUGGUCGACAAUGAAGCUAUUUAUGAUAUUUGUCGUCGAAACUUGGAUAUCGAACGUCCUACUUAUUCUAACUUAAAUAGAUUAAUUGCUCAAGUUGUCUCAUCUAUCACUGCUUCUCUUCGUUUCAAUGGUUCCUUGAAUGCUGAUUUGAACGAAUUCCAAACUAAUUUGGUACCUUAUCCUCGUAUUCAUUUCCCUUUGGUUACUUAUGCUCCUAUUAUCUCUGCUGCCAAGGCUUAUCAUGAACAAAUGUCAGUGGCUGAAAUUACAAGUGCUUGUUUUGAACCCAACAAUCAAAUGGUCAAAUGUGAUCCUCGUCAAGGUAAAUACAUGGCUUGUUGUUUGUUAUAUCGUGGUGAUGUUGUUCCCAAUGAUACCAAUGCUGCUAUUUCUGCCAUCAAGACAAAGCGUACUAUUCAAUUCGUCGACUGGUGUCCUACUGGUUUCAAGGUUGCUAUUAAUGAUCAAGCUCCUACUGUGGUUCCUGGUGGUGACGUUGCUCAAGUUCAAAGAGCUGUAAGUUUCUCAAAAACCUUGUGUAAAUGCAUGUUGUCUAACACAACCUCUAUUGCUGAAGCUUGGAGUCGAUUAGAUCACAAAUUUGAUUUGAUGUAUGCCAAGCGUGCCUUUGUCCAUUGGUACGUUGGUGAAGGUAUGGAAGAAGGUGAAUUUUCUGAAGCUCGUGAAGAUUUGGCCGCUCUUGAAAAGGAUUAUGAAGAGGUGGCUGCUGAUUCCCUUGGUGAUUCUGAAAUGGAAAACGACGAUGAAUAUUAGAUUUUAUAGCAGACUCUUAGUUUCUAUAUAGUUACCUUUAUUACCUUCAUCAUACAUUUUUUUUUUAAUGUUUAUCAUGUUAUUUGUACCGUCAUUUUUUUUUAUUAAUAUUUUCAAUACACAAUAAAGAAAAAGAAAAAAAAAUUCUCAUCUAUAUCAUCCUUUA